Messenger RNA from Fusarium subglutinans, 1071 nucleotides. RefSeq lists its product as uncharacterized. The transcript is spliced from 2 exons. The record is from RefSeq and is a predicted model, not a curated record. NCBI's taxonomy places the organism in Eukaryota, Fungi, Ascomycota, Sordariomycetes, Hypocreales, Nectriaceae. The coding region runs from base 1 to 1071 and encodes 356 amino acids.
AUGAGGUCGAUCUUCUACGACAUAGACCCAGGCGGCGACAUCGAGCUUAUACUGAAAAGCCCGAACAAGCAGGACAUAGUGCCAGAGGAUACCUUUUAUCCUUUCCCUUCCCAACAGUCCAAUCCUUCUGAGUUUCUCAACCCGCCAUGCCUUGGCCGAUAUGAGGUCUUCGGCGAGCUGUCGCCCGGUGACGAAGGCGAGACUCCAGAAGCCGAAGUUCGUAUGCGGGUAUCUUCCCGACAUCUAAUAAUUGCUUCUCACACAUUCCGAGCUAUGCUUGAAGGGCCUUGGAUUGAAGCAGCUCUAUCACCUCAACCCAUUCGGCAGAUAUCAACCGAGGACUGGGAUGCCCUUGCUCUGGCUAUCGUUUUGGACUGUAUUCAUGGGCGUCACUUCGAGAUACCAACCAAGAUCAGUCCUGGAUUAUUGACUAGGAUCUCAACCAUUGUUGACUAUUACCAAUGCCGUGAGGCCGUACAAGUUCAUUAUCACACAUGGACCGAAGACAGUGUCUGCAGACUGCCAGACGAGGAAGAUGAUGAAGAAAUAAAGGUCAUGUGGCUGUUUGUCUCAUGGGUAUUCCAUGAUGAGAUUCGAUUCCGCAAAAUGGCGGAUAUGUUUCUGCGUUACAGCAAAGGAAUGUCCCAAUUUGAGACCAAUGAUCUUCCUGUCAGCGGCAUUCUCGGAAAACUCGACAACAUAAGACAAACCCUAUUACAGAAACUCUCAGAGGCCCUAGACUCUCUCCAAACGAAGUUGAUGGUUGAGGAGGGCUGCGAUGAAGAAAACAACUCCAACUGCAAUGCCGUCCUGCUAGGUAUAUUAAUUCGUGAAAGGUACCACAUCGCGAACGAGUUCGGUCCUCUCGUUGCCCCAUUCCAUAAAUGCACCUUAGACAAGAUAUUGGGAUAUAUCGAGUGCGUGGAUCGACCAACGCCGCAACACCAUAAGGACUUCAAGAAGUAUGAGGGCAAAUUCGCCCCCUGCACUAUUCAGGGAAUAUUGAGGCCAGUCUUGGAGGAGAUAGAUAAAGCGACAAAGGUUAUUUGUCUGGCUGAUUUCCAAUCUUAA